AAGCGCAAGUUAUCAGGCCCGGGCCAGGCCUGCCCUAGGCCUAGUUUGAGAAGGAAAGUAACGACGCCGUUUUGCUCUCUUCAUCUGCUUCUUCAGUCGUUCAUUCUUACUCUCUGUCUGUUUUCUAUCUGCUCUCUCCGAAAUCCAAUAAGUUGAGCUGAGGUUGUAAGCUCUGUCAUAUUCUUUGCUGAAUGAGAGUAUCCCGACAUCUAUAAAUAGUUAUUUGGGAGUGCAAUCUGGCUUGAUUUUUGGUAAGAAUAUAACAGUUAAUCUGGCUUGAAUUUUUGGAGGCUAAAAAAGAAUGACAGUUUUGAAAAGGUACAUACUGCGGAUGUUUAUAUCACUGAAGUACAUUACAGCAAAUGUUGUGGACAGAAACAAUGGGAGGAUUGUUGCAACAGCAUCAACAGUUGAACAUUCGAUCAAGAACACGCUUGAGUGUGGCCGGACCUGUAACGCUAAAGCAGCAGCAGUUGUUGGAGAGGUGUUGGCUAUGCGACUCAGAGUAGAGGGUCUUGAAAAGGGAGACGGACGAGGAAUUCAUGUUGAUGCAAACAAAGAGGUUGAGAAGAAAGGUUUUAAAAACCGAACUAAGAUAUGGGCAAUUGUCAAUGCCCUUAAAAACAAUGGAGUUAAAGUCAUACUGGAUGAUAAUGCUGAUAACACAUCUAGAACAAAUUUCCCAUAAAUUUAUUCUUUUUUUCCUUACUGUUGUAUGAACAUAUAUACUAGGUAGAUUUGUGCUAUAGAUGCCUUGUAACUCACAAUAACAACGAAUUAGUUGAAUUCAAGGAUGGAAAGAGUAGUUACACUUGCAAGGACA
This is a messenger RNA of Jatropha curcas, 823 nucleotides long. RefSeq names its product Ribosomal L18p/L5e family protein. Gene Ontology annotation, biological process: translation. Gene Ontology annotation, cellular component: ribosome. NCBI's taxonomy places the organism in Eukaryota, Viridiplantae, Streptophyta, Magnoliopsida, Malpighiales, Euphorbiaceae. The record is from RefSeq and is a predicted model, not a curated record. Gene Ontology annotation, molecular function: 5S rRNA binding; structural constituent of ribosome.